CGAACCCGCAUCCCACUCCAAAGACCGAGACUAAGCAUGCGACCUGACCCCUCUUCAUUUACCAGAGAAUUCCCCCACUCCAUUGUCCUCUAGCCCCGCCCUCCAUUGGGUACGCCCUUCACCCUGUCCCACGCCCUUUAUUGGCCUCCAGGGCACGCCCCCCGGAUCUCUCGGUUCCCAUUGGUUCUUCUCUCACGUCAACCUCUGUCUAGGGGUUCUUAUUGGUGUGGGCCACACCCUCUCAUUUGUCUCCAGACCCCGCCUUCAGGGUCUCCAGCCUCACCUUGCCUUCAUCCAUUCUGCGUCUAGUGAGUGCUUGGGACGAGAGGGUAAAUCAGACCCUCCCUGACCUCGGGGAGUUCAGGGAACGGUGGGGAAUAUGGACCUAGCCUCCAACCGUGACAGCCUAGGGCUUGUCAAGAAGCCAUCAAGACCCUGGGACCCUUUACACAUCGGAAGGCUUCUCAGAGAAAGUGAGGCCUAAACCGAGCCCUGAAAAAUGGGUAAGAGGUUACUCCAGGGACACAUUGGCCAAAGAAUUCUUGGCAGAAGAACCUGAGACGUGAAAGAAACAGGUGCAUUCUGGUAAUUACGAGGAGAUGGAGGAAUAACAGCAUUUAUUUAUGCUGAUGGACAGAACCCGGUGGAGAGGAAGCCUGGUGAUGUAGGAUCAAGGAGGAAUGUUGGAGUUGAGUCCCUGACCAGGCAAGGGAGGUCAGAAACUGGCGUCUCCAGUCAGUGUCUGGGGAGAGACUGGAUUGCACUGAGCCCUGGCACAGAGUCAGGGAGGUCAACAGUGUGGGAAGUUGGAACGACCAAGCUGGAUGUAACCCUCAGGACAGAAUGGUGCUGGAUUCAGGGGCUCAGGUGUAUGAGCAGGCACCCCCCAGCCCACCUGCUAGCCCCUCAUCUCAGCGCCAUAGGUUGAAGCCCUCAAACCGAAAUGGGCCACCCUUGUACCCCUGGCCUCAGUCUCUGGCUAUGCCUUUGGCUCUGGCUGUUCCCUCAUCACUACAGUCUCAGCCUAUGUGGCAGACCUUCUCAAAGCUGCACUUGGGAAACCGUAGCCACAUGCGUCGCAGUGAGAGCACCUACAGUGUAAAUAGUACUGGCCAGCGGGGGCGAGGCAAAGCGCCACUUGGACGGGGAUGUGAUCCAGGUGGAGGGACCCUACGGCCUGCGGCCUCCUUACCUCACAUUGCUAAGACUCGAAAGUAUGUAGGCAAUGGUAGCAACAAGAGCCCCUGCAUGUUAGUGGCCCUGCGGCCAACCAACAUGGACCAGGAACGGGAGAAAUUCUUCCAGUCCCAUUACACCUACAAUCCACAGUUCGAGUACCAGGAACCGAUGCCAAUGAGUGUGCUGGAGAAGUACCAGGAGGCCUCUGGACAGUUCAUCCAUCAGGCAGUUGGCAUCAUUGAGGCUGUCCUGGAGAAGUUUGGCACUUAUGAACACUUUGAGGCCGCCACAGGGGGCCAGCUGCUGACCAAGUGCCAAAUUUGGUCCAUUGUGCGAAAAUACAUGCAGAAGGAGGGCUGCGUUGGGGAGGUUGUGGUGCAGCUGAGUGAGGACCUGCUGUCCCAGGCAGUGAUGAUGGUGGAGAACAGUCGACCCACGCUGGCCAUCAACUUGACUGGAGCCCGCCAGUAUUGGUUGGAGGGCAUGCUGCGGCAUGAGAUAGGCACUCACUACCUGCGUGGUGUGAACAAUGCAAGACAACCGUGGCACAGCACUGAAGGCAGAUUACAGUAUGGGCUUCGGCCAGCCAACCCCACGGAGGAGGGCCUGGCCAGCCUGCAUAGUGUGCUGUUUAGAAAGCAACCCUUCCUGUGGCGGGCGGCCCUGCUCUACUACACCAUUCACCAGGCCGCGCGCAUGUCCUUCCGCCAGCUCUUCCAGGAUCUGGCCCAAUAUGUGCAGGAUGAGGCUGUACGCUGGGAGUACUGCGUCCGGGCCAAGCGAGGACAGACCGAUACUUCCCAGCCAGGCUGCUUCAGCAAGGACCAGGUGUACCUGGAUGGCAUUGUGCGCAUCCUGCGGCACCGUCAGACCAUAGAUUUCCCGCUGCUGACCUCGCUGGGCAAGGUCUCCUAUGAAGAUGUGGACCAACUGAAGCCCCAUGGAAUACUAGAUAAUACCCGAGUGCCCCACUUUAUGAAGGACUUGGGACGCUACCGGCAGCAGCUGGAACACAUCAUGACCACCAACCGACUGGACGAAGCAGAGCUGGGCCGCCUGCUCCCGGACUGAUGUUGGCUAAGGAUUAUAGACAGAAGCUCUUGACAGAGGUCUCAGGCCGGAAUAUGAAGCUCUUUAUGGUUCUA
Molecule: messenger RNA, 2324 nt
Organism: Peromyscus eremicus (cactus mouse)
Lineage: Eukaryota; Metazoa; Chordata; Mammalia; Rodentia; Cricetidae
Gene: Matcap1
Product: microtubule associated tyrosine carboxypeptidase 1
Source: RefSeq, a predicted model, not a curated record